CCAAGGCUAAACUGGUCGCUUGCCGAGCUAUUCAUUUCUCCUUUCACCAUCUUCGGUGGUCAGACGCUCCCGCUGGUGCCCGAGAGCAGCCGCUAUGUUUCGCAACCAGUAUGAUAACGAUGUCACUGUUUGGAGCCCCCAGGGCCGAAUUCAUCAAAUAGAAUAUGCAAUGGAGGCUGUUAAGCAAGGCUCUGCAACAGUUGGGCUGAAAUCAAAAACACAUGCUGUUCUGGUUGCUUUAAAGAGGGCACAGUCUGAGCUGGCAGCUCAUCAGAAAAAAAUCCUGUAUGUUGACAACCAUAUUGGCAUUUCGAUUGCUGGACUUACUGCUGAUGCAAGACUCCUAUGCAAUUUCAUGCGUCAGGAGUGUCUGGAUUCAAGAUUUGUAUUUGAUAGACCUCUUCCAGUGUCUCGACUAGUAUCUCUGAUUGGAAGCAAAACACAGAUACCCACACAGCGCUAUGGCAGAAGACCAUAUGGUGUGGGACUUCUCAUUGCAGGCUAUGAUGAUAUGGGCCCCCAUAUCUUCCAGACCUGCCCUUCUGCAAAUUACUUUGAUUGCAAAGCAAUGUCCAUUGGUGCAAGGUCCCAGUCCGCUCGAACUUACUUGGAGCGACACAUGACCGAGUUUGCUGACUGUAAUCUGAACGAGCUAGUUAAACAUGGACUGCGUGCUUUGAGAGAGACACUUCCUGCUGAGCAGGAUCUGACAACGAAGAAUGCUUCUAUUGGGAUUGUUGGUAAAGAUAUGGAGUUCACUAUUUAUGAUGAUGAUGAUGUGGCAUCAUUCCUUGAAGGCCUUGAAGAAAGACCACAGAGAAAGACUGCUCAACCUGCUGAGGAUACAGCAGAAAAGGCCGAGGAACCAAUGGAGCACUAAUUAUUGUGCAGGAAGUAUAGGUUACGUCAGAUGCAAUAAUGCUGGAGCAUUUGUUUGUAUUCUGGUAACUUUGAAAUAACUGCAUAUUGUAGAGACAUGUUCUAGUGAGUCAGUCUUUAAAAUGUAUUGCCAAAAAUCUUAUGCUGGCUUCAAAGAAUUGAUAACUGACCACUUCUCCUGGGAAGAAAAUAUGUCAUUUUCUAGAAAAGUAUGGAAUAUUGUUUUAUAUAAAAAGCACGUUGCUUUUAUGUCGUAAAGACAUCUAUGAAAUAAAUCUGUUCGAGAAA
Elgaria multicarinata webbii is the source of this 1167-nucleotide messenger RNA. RefSeq names its product proteasome 20S subunit alpha 1 (gene PSMA1). Gene Ontology annotation, cellular component: proteasome core complex; nucleus; proteasome core complex, alpha-subunit complex. Gene Ontology annotation, biological process: ubiquitin-dependent protein catabolic process; proteasomal protein catabolic process. The record is from RefSeq and is a predicted model, not a curated record. Bases 95 to 880 code for a protein of 261 amino acids. The transcript is spliced from 10 exons. Lineage: Eukaryota; Metazoa; Chordata; Lepidosauria; Squamata; Anguidae.